UUACAUCCCCAUCCGAUGACAGCGGAAAGCGAAAGGAGAAGCCGCGAACGAGAAGAGAAGCAAGGAAGCGAGCCUUAAGAGGAGCCCUUCUCGCGGCGGUGAUGGCUCGGCUCUUCCGAGGAGGAAGCCUCGGCGACUCCAAGCGAGAGAGCAGCGGCAGUUCCUCCCUCCGCCUCUCCUCCUCCUCCUCCUCCGUCGCCGCCGCCAUGUCCGCCGCCGAUCUCCUCUCCCCCUUCGGCCAGAUGGGCGUCCCCCUCUCGGAUCCCGAGCUCCGCGAGACCGCCUACGAGAUCUUCGUCGCUUCCUGCCGUACCACCGGCUCCAAGCCCCUCACCUACAUCCCCCAGUCCGAGCGGACGCCGCCCUCCGCCGAGCGCUCCUCCUCGCUCUCCCCCUCGGCCUCGUCGCUGCAGAGGUCGAUCACCUCCACCGCCGCCAGCAAGAUGAAGAAGGCCCUCGGGCUCAAGUCGUCCUCGUCGUCGAAGAAGGGGAGCCCCGGCAAGGACAGCAGCCCGUCCAAGCCCUCCAAAAAGCCGGCCACAGUCGGGGAGCUCAUUAGGGUGCAGAUGAGGAUCUCCGAGCAGACGGAUUCCCGGAUCCGGAAGGGGUUGCUCCGGAUUGCAGCGGGGCAGCUUGGGAAACGUGUGGAGUCAAUGGUUCUGCCUCUAGAGUUGCUGCAGCAGUUCAAAGCUUCAGAUUUUUCUGACCAGCAAGAAUAUGAAGCCUGGCAAAGUAGAAACUUAAAGGUUCUCGAGGCUGGGUUGCUUGUGCAUCCUCUUGUUCCAUUAAAUAAAUCAGAUAAUGCAUCACAACGACUUAGACAAAUAAUACGUGGAGCUUCCGAGAAGCCGAUUGAAACUGGAAGAAAUUCGGAGUCGAUGCAAGUGCUGCGUAGUGCUGUGAUGUCCCUUGCCUGUAGAUCUCCUGAUAGAUCUGCUUCAGAUUUUUGCCACUGGGCUGAUGGUUUUCCACUGAAUCUCCACCUGUACCAAAUGUUAUUGGAGACUUGUUUUGAUGCCAGCGAGGAUGGAUCGAUAAUUGAUGAAAUCGAUGAGGUUUUAGAGUUGCUAAAGAAGACUUGGGUGAUACUGGGCAUAAAUCAGAUGCUUCACAAUCUCUGCUUUACUUGGGUUUUAUUUCACCGUUUUGUUACAACUGCUCAAGUAGACAUCGAUCUGCUGCAUGCAGCUGAUAAUCACAUGGAUGAAGUUGCAAAGGAUGCUAAAGCAACAAAAGACUCAGUGUAUUCAAAGAUAUUGAGUUCAACUUUGAGCUCAAUAUUGGGGUGGGCAGAGAAAAGACUUCUUGCUUACCAUGACACAUUUAAUGCUAGUAAUAUUGAAUAUAUGCAAAGUAUUGUAUCAUUAGGUGUAUCGGCUGCCAAGAUACUAGUGGAAGAUAUUUCUAAUGAAUAUCGUCGUAAGAGGAGAGAAGAAACUGAUGUAGCUCGUAGCAGGGUUGAUACGUAUAUUCGGUCAUCACUUCGUACAGCUUUUGCUCAGAGAAUGGAACAAGCAGACUCCAGCAGGCGAUCAUCGAAGAACCAGAGUACUCCUACUCCUGUUCUUUCCAUCCUGGCAAAGGACAUUGGUGAACUAGCAAGCAAAGAAAAAGAGUUGUUCAGUCCAAUGUUAAAGAGAUGGCAUCCACUUGCUGCAGGUGUUGCUGUAGCUACACUUCAUUCUUGUUAUGGAAACGAACUAAAACAGUUCAUAGCGGGUGUUAUGGAACUAACACCAGAUACAGUUCAAGUUCUUAAAGCUGCAGACAAGUUAGAGAAAGAUCUUGUGCAUAUUGCUGUCGAAGAUUCGGUCGAUAGUGAUGAUGGGGGUAAGUCAUUAAUCAGAGAGAUGCCGCCUUAUGAGGCUGAAUCUGCAAUCGCCAAUCUUGUCAAAGUGUGGAUCAAGACAAGAGUAGACAGGCUGAAGGAUUGGGUUGACCGCAACUUGCAGCAGGAGAAUUGGAAUCCAGGGGCAAACAGAGAGAACUGUGCACCUUCUGCAACUGAAGUUCUACGGAUUAUUAAUGAGACUUUAGAUGCAUUCUUUCAACUGCCUAUACCAAUGCAUGCAGCCAUGCUUCCUGACUUGUUGAUAGAACUUGAUAGAAGUCUGCAACAUUAUGCAUUAAAGGUGAAGUCUGGAUGUGCAACCCGAAGUAGUUUUCUGCCUUCGUUGCCAACAUUAACCAGAUGUGAGGUUGGUUCAAAACUUUGGAAGAAAAAAGAGAAGCCACAGAAUUUGCCAAAACGCAGAUCACAGGUUGGAUCAAGAGAUAGUAAUUCAUUUGGUCUGCCACAGCUCUGUGUACGCAUGAAUUCACUUCAUUAUAUACGGACAGAGUUAGAGAACCUGGAGAAGAAAAUAAAAACUUGUCUACGGAAUGUUGAAUCAGCACAAGCAGAUAUAUCAAAUGGGUUGGAGGUCAGCUUCGAGCUUACUCUGGCUUCUUGUCAAGAAGGAAUUCAGCAACUAUGCGAGACAACAGCUUACAAGGUGAUCUUCCGUGACUUGAGUCAUGUUCUGUGGGAUGCCUUAUACAUUGGUGAGACUACUUCAUCGAGAAUUGAUCCGUUUAUAAAGGAACUUGACCCGAUUCUGGAGAUGAUAUCAAAUACGGUGCACAACAGGGUGAGAAAUCGUGUCAUAACUGCAUUAAUGAAGGCUUCUUUUGAUGGGUUUUUGCUAGUUCUUCUUGCCGGCGGCCCACUUCGUGCAUUCUCCCGCCAAGAUUCACAGAUAAUAGAUGAGGAUUUUAGGUCACUCAAGGACAUAUACCUGGCCGAAGGUGAUGGAUUACCCCAGGAACUAGUUGAGAAGGCCUCGGCACAAGUGAAAAAUGUGCUGCCUCUAUUCCAUGCUGACACCGAAAGCCUCAUCGAGCGGUUUAGACAAUUGAUUACAGAAACAUAUGGCGCUUCGGCCAAAUCCAGGUACCCGUUACCUCCAACCUCUGGCAACUGGAAUCCUACGGAGGCCAAUACAGUUCUGCGGGUGUUGUGCCACAGAAACGAUGAGAGUGCCACAAGGUUUCUAAAGAAAACUUACAACCUCCCGAAAAAGCUGUAGCCUCAGAGUACUACUGCUGCCGACAGAUGAAUCGCUGGUUUUCUGGAAGCUCUCUGUUUUCUAUCUUUCUGAAAUAUUUUUGCCAUGAGUUGCAAGUAUAUUCCAACUGCUGAUGAAUCUGAUUACAACAUAGUUCAUAUGCCAGCACUGUUUAACUCAGGGGAUCUAAUCCUUUACAGGCAUGUGGAUGUGUGAUCCAAUAGCUGAAUGAUCGACCAGGUUCAAGGUGGGAGCAAAUCCAUCCUUCUUUUAAUGAGUGAGCAUGUCUGAAGCUUAGGAUGUGUAUACUACAUUUAGCAGUAUUCUUUUCAUUUACUAGUAGCUAUGCUGCGCUCGGUGAUCGUCUCUAAUCCGGUUUUCUCUGGUGGGUAAUGUAUGCUUGCAUAAGUUAAAAGAAAAGCUGUUGUGGAUAAGUUCUUUCUAAAUGUAUUAUGACCUGCUCUUGUAUUGACAACAUUGUGCUACAUGUUGUUUGCUUUUGUGCUCUUCUCAGAGCCACACUGAAAUACAAUGUUUCAACAUGAUUUGUUUCAUCAA
Molecule: messenger RNA, 3605 nt
Organism: Musa acuminata subsp. malaccensis (wild Malaysian banana)
Lineage: Eukaryota; Viridiplantae; Streptophyta; Magnoliopsida; Zingiberales; Musaceae
Product: protein unc-13 homolog
Source: RefSeq, a predicted model, not a curated record